AUGCCAUUUGCGCGGAGCGCACGCGACCCUGCGGCGAUGUACGGUAUGGAGCGUGGCGAGCUGGUCCGCCUCGAGGAGCGGGGAGCCGGUGAAGACGCAAAGCCGCCGGCCGCGACCUCGCUGUCGAACGACGGCACGAGCUGGUUUGGCGAGCUGGCGCUGCCUUCCAUGUCGCAGCGUGCUGUAUGUGCCGAAGUGGACGGAGAGUGUCUCGAGGUCCAGAGCUCGAUUCCCCGGUCGCCUGCCUCGGCGCGCAUCGCGACGCUGAUUGCCGAGGGUGGCGCUGCGCCGAAUGUCGUCCAAGUACUGAUGGACCUCAUCCCGCCGAAAGAGAAGUGCGACAAGCUCGUCGCGAACUUCUUCCGAGAGCUCAACGAUAUUGUGGUGCCGGUGCAUGAGCAGACCUUCCGGCUGGUAUACGACGAGCUGAUGAACUUCCGGUUUGGCGAUCCCAGCACGCAGAACCAAGGGGAUGGAGCACGUCAUAUUCCGUUCCUUGCGUCGCUCUUCAUGUUCCUCGCCCACGCGAGUCUCAUGCUUCCCACGUCCGAGUGCACCGACAAAGAGGCUGUGGACCAGGCGCUGCACUUUUUCCACGCAGGACGCCAGUGCAUCGAGGUGGGCUCGUUUAUCCGUGGCGAUCACAUUGAUUUGGUGGCUGCGAACCUGCUGGCGAGCAAGUUUUGUAUCAUGUUCCGCCGCACGUCCAAGGUGUGGAUGUACAUUGGCGCUGCAGUGCGUGGCGCACAGAGCAUGGGCCUGCACCGCGACGGAGGCAAGCUCGGUCUGGAUGCCGUCACGACCGAGCGCCGGCGGCGGCUCUGGUCCGUGCUCUACCACUGGGACAAGGUGAUUUCGAUUCUGGUCAGCCGCCCGUCUGCCAUCUUUGAUGCGCACUGCGACACGCUUCCCCCGUCGGAUGUACCACUCGAGCAGCUGGAUGCGACCAAGCCGGCGCAGCCGCCGACCGGCCUCGAGCAGGGUCCGCUCCCGACUUCGUUCCUGUUUAUCGCCGUCCGCCACGAGCUGGGGCGCCUGAUGGGCAAGAUUAGCGAAAUGUACCAAGACCUGCGCCACCCCGUGCGCCACGACGACGUGAUGCGUAUGGACGCACAGCUGAGUGAUCUCAUUACAAAGCUCCCUCCGAUCUAUCGCCUUGCGACGCAGCCCGGCGCGGAUCACAGCAAGGACGAGAAGUCGCCGGUGGUGCACUUCCACCGCUACCUAAUUAACGUCGAGCUGAACUUUGCACGCAUUACGUUGCACCGGCCCUAUGUGCUGCGCACCAACUCCAAAUACUCGCGCUCGCGCGAGAUUGCGUUUGACACCGCACGGAACGACCGCUACGUCCGCGAUGAAUUCGACAAGGUCGUGCCGCCGGACACACGUGCGCGGUGCUACCAGCUGGGCGGGCUCUAUCGCCUGUUUAACACGGUGCUCAUGUACGGCAUCAUGCUUCUCCUGGAGCGCGAUCCCAAAGAGCGCGAGGCAAACAAGGCGUUCCUGGAGCAAUUUAUCGAGCAGAACAAGAUGCGCACGGACCUGUGCAGUCGCCGCGAGAUCAAGAUUGUGCAAAUGUUCCUUUCCAGGGCGGAAGAGCACAAUCGUGAUGCGGCCAAGCGCCGGGCCCAGCGAGCCAGUGCCAGGGCCCAGGCACAGGCGUCGCAGGACAACUCGGUGGCCAACUCGACGCCGGAGCGCUCCCAGAGCUGGGACGAUCUCGAAUCUGCCCAAACCUUUCUCACUAACCUGGGCAGUUUCAACGGCGCAUCGCUGGAGACUGGCGCUGCUCAGCCUCCAAUGCAGACAAACGACGCGUACUUCCCGCCGACGACGGGCGCCGAGAUGAACCUAAACCUCUUACAGCCGGGCAGCGACCUGAUGUCUGACCUGGACCCGAGCAGUGCUGCUGCGACGUUCGACCAGCGCUUGGCAAUGUACGAUACAGACUUCCUUAUGCAACCCAACGUGUGGCAGGGCGGGUUCUCCUAUCCGUCCGGGACGACGCCGGGGUACAUGCCGACGGACCCCGCAUCCCUCUUUCCGAUGAUGCAGAGCAGCUCGAGCUUCGACUCGGCGUAUGUGCCAAUGCCACCACAAGGGUUCUCAUCGAAUGGCAUGACCCAGCCGAACAUGAUGCCGUGGGAGGGAAUGAUGGGUACACCAAAGACAGAUACGCCGUAG
Molecule: messenger RNA, 2184 nt
Organism: Malassezia japonica
Lineage: Eukaryota; Fungi; Basidiomycota; Malasseziomycetes; Malasseziales; Malasseziaceae
Exons: 1
Coding region: 1-2184 (727 amino acids)
Biological process (GO): DNA-templated transcription
Molecular function (GO): DNA binding; zinc ion binding
Source: RefSeq, a predicted model, not a curated record